AUAUUACAUUUCUGUGUGGGAGAAUACGAAGCAUUUGAGGCGCUACUGCUUUAUUCAUUAUUUGUUCUGAUGAUUGACUGUUCAUCAGUGUGUGACUGUGGGAUGCUGAUGAUGUCUGAACUGAGGUGUGUAAAAGGUAAAAGGUUCCCAGUAUCAGGUUAGCUCCCGUUAUCAGCUGUUAUCUCCUCCACACCCCACUCCUUUCUCUCUAUAUAUGCAUCCCAUGUAUGGUUUUCCUCAGACGGAGAUCUGCUGAACGUCAGGAUGAAGCUUCUCACGCUGCUGCUGCUGCUGGGGGUCGUCUCACUGGCCAUGUCUAAGGUUGUAAAGUCAUUUACAGAGUGUAUAGAGUUCUUCAUGGUCAACCCAGAGGAUCAGAAUAAAGUUAUAACCUCGGUCCUGGAGGGCGAGCGGUACAGGCAGAUCUGUCAGGUCUGGAACGGAAAGCAGAGUUUUGCCACUCUGUAUGACACAUACCACAGGAUCCCCGUCUACUCCGCCUACGUAUUUAAUCAAAAGAACAGAGGAUUUGGAGACGGAUUCGUUUGGAAGAUUGAACCACAGCUGGAUGAUCUUCCGGGCGAUGAGAUGAGAGCGUCCGAAGGGGAAAUCCUGAAGAAUCAGGCUGAGGACCCUGAUUACAACAUUGAGCAUGAAGGGUGUCGCUACACCAGAGGCCACGUGUUUCCAAGAGGUCAUGCUGUUGAUAAAGAUCAUACAGACUCCACCUACACACUCACCAACGCAGCACCGCAGCUAAUGGAGAAUAAUAAUAACUGGGCAACACAGGUGGAGAACGUGAUGCGCAGGCACAUUAAAGCAGGCUGUGUUAAUGAAGAGGCGUACAUUGUGGCCGGAGUGAUUCCAGGAGAAACAUGGCUGCCGAUAAAAAGAGGGUCGGAAGACAUUGAGCAUGGAGUCAACGUUCCCAAAUUCUUCUGGUCUGCUUAUUACUGCAAGAACAAAAAGAAUAUAGUUAAGUGUAAGGCCUUCCUCUCUGAGCAGAAACCCUGCAAGUCUACAGAGAAAAACAAACUUCAGCCACGCGAGAUGGGAAUUGAUGAGCUGAAUAAAAUUCUCUCAGAUUACUAUGAGCAGGACGUCAUCAUCUUUCCUGGGAAAUGAGCUUUAAUCCCCACUGUUUGAGUGUGGGCAUGUGUGUGUAGAUGCUGUGCUAAAUCCUUCCUCCAAACUAUAAACUUUUAUUUAAAACUAUAAAAUAUACAGAUUUUAUUUUCAUUUUAAACUGACAGACCUUUCUCUGAUGCUGAUGUUCACACUCUCAGGUAGGUCUGAUUUGCUCCUAAGAGCUUUUACCCACCUGUGGAGUCUGAGCAGCAGCAAGAGGGACAAACCACCAAAUACACAGAAAUUCUGAAACUGAAAAAAUGACUAAAGUAGUAGUGUUAACUCCCUGCACACCUGGGGUGGGGCCUAUGUACACUAUUAUUAUAGAAAAAACACUUGGUUUUGAUGAAUAAUUUUUUUUUUUUUUAUCAAGUCAUGUCCACAGUCAUUGGUUCUUUGCUAAUUUGUAUGGAUUUCUGUUGAGCCCUACUGCCUUUAAUUUAUAUAUUUAAAUGCUUGUUUUAUUGCCGGUUUGGCCAUUUCCUCUAAGAAACACUAUAUUAUUGUAGCAUGUUUUGCCACUCUUUGGCCAAUCUGUAAAAAUUGUACUUGGUGUGAAUAGGUCUUUAGGAUUCUGAACUCUGACCAUUCUCUCUCUCUCUCUCUCUUUCUCUCUUUGGGCUUCAAUAAAAGCUGUUUUUCUGUGCAUCCAAACAA
Astyanax mexicanus (Mexican tetra) is the source of this 1785-nucleotide messenger RNA. RefSeq names its product endonuclease domain-containing 1 protein-like. The transcript is spliced from 2 exons. The record is from RefSeq and is a predicted model, not a curated record. Gene Ontology annotation, molecular function: nucleic acid binding; hydrolase activity; metal ion binding. NCBI's taxonomy places the organism in Eukaryota, Metazoa, Chordata, Actinopteri, Characiformes, Acestrorhamphidae. Bases 265 to 1125 code for a protein of 286 amino acids.